This is a messenger RNA of Aspergillus mulundensis, 411 nucleotides long. RefSeq names its product GFA family protein. The transcript has 3 exons. NCBI's taxonomy places the organism in Eukaryota, Fungi, Ascomycota, Eurotiomycetes, Eurotiales, Aspergillaceae. The record is from RefSeq and is a predicted model, not a curated record. The coding region runs from base 1 to 411 and encodes 136 amino acids. Gene Ontology annotation, molecular function: carbon-sulfur lyase activity.
AUGCCUCUCACCGGACACUGUCUCUGUGGUGCUGUCACCUACAAGGCCGAGGUUGACCAGCCUCUCAUCACUGCCUACGACCACUGCGACGACUGCCAGCGCCAGAGCGGUUCCACCUACUCUCUCGUCGCUGUCGUCCCCAAGGACUCCCUGACAAUCAACGGCCCCACCAAGAGCUACGCGAAGAACGGUUCCUCCGGCAAGGCCGUCCACCGCAUCUUCUGCUCCGAAUGCGGUUCGCCCAUCGCUCACGACCCCGAAGCCGCUCCUCCGAUCAUCGCUCUGAAGGCUGGUACUUUGGACAUUGAGAUCAAGAAGACCCUCAAGCCCGACACCGAGAUCUGGACCGUCAGCAAGCUUCCCUUCUGCCAGGAGCACCUCGAGAAGCCCUUCGAGCACAUGCCUAACUGA